Lates calcarifer (barramundi perch) is the source of this 1514-nucleotide messenger RNA. Its product is annotated as interferon-induced protein 44. The record is from RefSeq and is a predicted model, not a curated record. The transcript has 9 exons. NCBI's taxonomy places the organism in Eukaryota, Metazoa, Chordata, Actinopteri, Centropomidae. The coding region runs from base 161 to 1033 and encodes 290 amino acids.
CCUCUGUCAGUCCGUCGUCCUCUCACAGGAACAUGCUCCGGUCCCAGACAGUAUUCUGCUUAUUGUGAGACUGAACGACUGGACCGGUGGUACUGACUCUGAAUCAGCAGUGUUAUAAAGGACCGCGAUCAGUUCCAGGACCAGAGCACGAGUUUCAGCCAUGGGAGGCGGUUCAUCUGCUCCAGCUCCACCUCCAUCUCCUCCAACAUUUAAAAAUCCAUGGAGACAAGUAUCCUGGGGAACAAAUGAGAGAGAUCUGCAGUAUGUGAAGGGUUAUCAACCUCAAGCUGAAGAAGUCAAACAUCUCAGAGUUUUGCUCUGUGGACCAGUCGGUGCUGGAAAGUCCAGCUUCGUUAAUUCUGUUGGAAACGUUGUACGAGGGAGAAUGACCAAUUCAGCUUUGGCCAGCACAACCACCUCGGGGACAAGUUUCACCAAAGAUUAUAAAACCCACAGAAUCCCAAAGGAAGGCAGAGGGAACUUUUACCCCUUGGUCUUCAAUGAUGUGAUGGGUCUGGAAGAGGGGACAGAGAGAGGAAUCAGUGUGGAAGACAUCAAACUGGCCAUGAAGGGACAUGUGAAGGAGGGUUAUAAGUUCAAUCCUGUGUCUCCAUUGACUAGUGAUGAUCACGGCUACAACUCUUCACCCUCUCCAGAUGACAGAGCUCACGUUGUGGUUUUUGUGUUUUCUGCUUGUGUGAGUGAAAUUAAGGACUCAGUGUUGAUGAAGAUGAAGGCCGUCAGAGAUGCAGCCAGCAACAUGGGAAUUCCCCAACUGGCUAUUGUCACCAAAAUUGAUGAGGCCUCUCCCGAAACUGCAGAGAGUCUGAGAAACACCUACAAGAGCAAGUACAUAAAGAAGAAGAUGACAGAUCUCAGCUCAGCACUGGGAAUUCCACUGAACUGUAUCCUUCCUGUGAAGAACUACUGUGAAGAAAUCUCCAUUGAUGAUAAUGUUGACACUCUGAUCCUAAGCUGUCUGAGGCUGAUAAUUGACUUUGGAGAUGACUUCAUUAACCAAGUGUAUUUGUAAUUUCUCUGAUGUACAAGUUACUUUAGUUUGAAGUCACAGUUCUUGUAAAUGCAAUAGCAACAGUAAUACUAGAAGCAUUACUAGUAAUUUCUAAUUCUAGCAGCAGGUGUUGAGUGGAGUUGUAGCAGCAGCAGGAGACUUGUCAUCACAGAUCAGACUCUACAGCUCCAGAGGCAGAAAUACCUGCAGAGAGAGACAGAAGAGGAGAGAGAGACGGAAGAGCACAAUACUACAGGAAAGGGAAGAUACUGAGUUAGUAACAUGUUUAUGGGAUAUGAAUCGCAGUGUUGUGUUGUUAUGAAAAUGGAGCACAAUAGCGAGCAGAGCCAUCCUGAGUGGACAAUCACAACACCACAACAUCUGAGAAGCAGCAUGUGGAAGUGAAAGUCAUGAAUAAAGAUGAGGUUGUUUGUCGGCUUUGUAAAAGGCAGCUUUUUUACUCUUCAAUGAUAAUAAAUCUGCAGACUCACCUGCUAGCUUA